AUGGCUCGCUUUUACGCUAUGCAAGUUGUUCUAUUAUUGAUUAUCUUUGGUUCUAUUUGUUCAUCUCUAGAAGGAAGAAAGCUUCAUAUUGGUUCAGAAAAACUCAACAAGAAGACAGUUAAGCCAUCUUCAACGGACAGUUUGUUUCUCGCUUCACUUCCUAAGGGUACUGUGCCUUCUUCAGCGCCAAGCAAAAGAGGUAACUCUGUUGAAGUUGAUGAGAAGCUCGUUGCUCGUCAUCUCAUAAGUACUGAACCUGAAGUUCGGAUUCUUCUGCGAUCUGUUCCUAGUCCUGGUGCUGGCCAUUGA
Messenger RNA from Lathyrus sativus (Indian pea), 309 nucleotides. NCBI's taxonomy places the organism in Eukaryota, Viridiplantae, Streptophyta, Magnoliopsida, Fabales, Fabaceae. The record is from the annotation of a GenBank genome assembly.